AUGGUCUACAGCGCCGUCGAUCAGGUCGACUACGACCAGGCCUCCAACGCUUCGUCCAGCGCCUCACGCGACCCCUCGCCUGCCCCCGGCCAUGCGUCCCCUCCCAGUCUCGGCCAUUUCAUCCACUCCUUGACUUCCACCGACUAUGAAAUCGUGGAGGACGACGACUACACCGCCGCCGAUCCCACCUCCGAACGCGGUUCCCGCCACAUUCCUCCCCUCGAUACGACUGUCGCCCAACAUUCCUCGUCCGAUCCAGAUCCGCCCUUGCGAAGCGCCUCCAGCGACAUCCCCAUUCCCCUCAGCCAUCCAACUCCUGACCUGCAGUCGCUGCAGGGCGCCUACCUGGGGAAUGUAGAGAGACUGGAGCAGAGCGCCGAGCAGCUGAGCUCGAGCUCGGUCGAUAUUGAGAGUGAGAUCCGCAGAAUAGACCAGGAACAAAAGAGGCGAUCCUGCAGCUCCGCGUCCAACUCGAUGAUUCUCCGGAAUGGAACAUUCUCGCCCGUUGCUGCUUCUUUAUCGUCCCCUCAUGGCUCGAUUCUUUCGGCCUCGCGUCAGCGCUCCGCAUCCGGAUCGUACCUGGCUCAUGUUUCGAAGUCGAUCCACGACGAGGACGGCGACUUUUCCCAUCCGAUCCCCCUUCCUGUAAUUCCCUCGCCGCAGACGUCGGCUUACGCCUCGAACGACUUGCUCUACCAGAACCACUACGAUGCUGCUGUGGCAGCGAUCGAGCGCCCAUCCACGGCUGCGUCGAAUGAUACCUACCAGGAAGCCCGAACGCUCUUUACUGAUUUCGAUGGCGUGCAUUUCUCUCCAUUGGAUCCAGCCAACUCUCUCGCUCGCCGGAUCUCCCUGACCAGACCGCCUCUGGCCAGCAAACCGGAAUCGUACAAGGAGCCGCAGACGGGAGAGCACAUGGUAUAUUACCCUGCACCCGUGCCGCGCAUGCUCAACCUACCCCCGAAACUAUCCCGCAAGCCACUUACAGACCGCGAGAAGCGCCGGACACAGCUUGUCGGCUCCGUUCCUGCCGAAAAUAGGAAGUCGACGGCCUGGCUGCCCGGCUCUGACCAGCCAACCAAAGACGACCACCAGAACAAACGCCGACAGUCGACACCUCUGCCGCAACUACCCGCGAGUGUUUUUCUUGAACAACAGCAACCGACUUCGUCACUCGACGUCAAGGUCAAGCAGGACUCCGCCGUUGCGACAUUGGAAAGCAUACUUGACGCCUCGGCAUGCGCGCCAGUCUCAGCGUUCACUGAUCAUCCUAUUGCUGGCCACAUCGGGUCUUAUGUUUAUGCGAGAGCACGAGGGAAAGAAACCAAGAAUAAAUGGAACACGAUGGGGCAACGUCAGAGCACCAACAAUGGGAGCGAGCAUGAGGACUCGGGCGAUGAGAGACAUCCAAAUGAUGAUUUGAAUGAGAUGCACGAAGGCUCUGAUACACAAGAGCACUCUGGGGAUGGGGAACCUGACCAAGAGGAAGAGGAAGAAGAGUUCUUUGACUAUGUCGGACCGCCAAAUACCCUGCUAGCAGAGCUGGAACUACGGAAGCACGAGAUGCAACAACGGCGGCGGACGAGGCCCACGCAUGGGAUGCAAGCCACACUGCUGGAGCUGGACGCUAUGGCUCAAAAACAACACGCCAAAAGACGGCAGCGACCAGUCACUCUGGCGUGGGAUAGUCGCGACACUGCAGAUGACGACGAGGUACCGCUGGCCAUGCUCUACCCGGACAAGACCGAAGCCGAAAUCGAGGAGGAGGAACGUCCGGCGGGACUGAUGGAGAAGCGACAGCUGGAAGAGAAUGAGCCGCUGAGCACACGUCGUGCCCGGCUACGGGGUGAACCUAUUCCUCAACCAGACAACCCCGCUACAGCGGUGUAUGAGAGUGAAAUCAUCGAGCGUGAGGGAGACAGCGACGAGGAGGGAGAAACACUGGCCGAGCGCUUGCGACGACUUCGAGGACAGGACCCCGCCGACAGCGAAUUCGCCAAUGAACUGCUAGCGGAAUUCGACACCCGGCUUGGAGUUGCUCCCAAAGACGACAUCGGACCCGAAGUGGACAAGGAAGCCGAUCAUAUUGACAACGACAACGAAACCCUCGCCCAGCGCCGCAGUCGACUCCAAAAGGAGAGCGGCGGCGCCCAGCGCGGGAAUAUUAAUCCCAACAAGGCACCCAGAGCCCAUCGAAGCAUGGCCGCCCUACCGCAGACGCGUGCGUCCCAUGUUCCUGUUGCCCGCAAAUCCUCGCACGAUCUCCUCAACCCAUAUGCAAACCCCCACAUGUCUAUGCCCAUGUUCAUGCCCAUGCAGCAAUUCUCACACCACGCAAUGGCAAUGGGGUACCCGAUGCCGCCCAUGGGCUAUCCCAUGAUGAUGCCACAGCAGGCCCAGGGAAUGAUGUAUCCGAAUGCCUAUCCCUACAACCAGUUGAUGAUGGGCAUGAACGGGAUGUAUGCCAAUGGCUGUGGGCCGAACAUGGCGAGACCGCCUACUGAUCCCACGCAACGUGAUAUGAUUGAUCGCUGGCGGCAGAGCAUUCGCUAG
Penicillium riverlandense is the source of this 2553-nucleotide messenger RNA. RefSeq lists its product as uncharacterized. The record is from RefSeq and is a predicted model, not a curated record. NCBI's taxonomy places the organism in Eukaryota, Fungi, Ascomycota, Eurotiomycetes, Eurotiales, Aspergillaceae. The transcript has a single exon. Bases 1 to 2553 code for a protein of 850 amino acids.